Elgaria multicarinata webbii is the source of this 2392-nucleotide messenger RNA. It is a transcript of the gene KY, whose product is annotated as kyphoscoliosis peptidase. The transcript has 11 exons. Gene Ontology annotation, cellular component: cytoplasm. Gene Ontology annotation, biological process: neuromuscular junction development; muscle organ development. The record is from RefSeq and is a predicted model, not a curated record. Bases 149 to 2125 code for a protein of 658 amino acids. Lineage: Eukaryota; Metazoa; Chordata; Lepidosauria; Squamata; Anguidae.
AUGUGUGUGUGCAAUUUGGGUGAGGGGAAGCACUCGCUUCUCAAAGGGUGGGGGGAAUACCCACAGCACUUGGCAGCAGCAGCAGCAGGAACAGCAGCAGUAGUAGCAAUAGACGCUCUCGGAGGAAAGGAGGAGAGGCAAUGCUCUGAUGGGUACUAUGGAGUUUCAAAAAGACUCCAGUGCAGUAGCUCUAGAAAUGCUUCUCAUAGUCCAGCCUGAGAAGAGGAAGAUCGUGCAGAGGUUGCAGAUAGACACACAGACAGAGAGCCAUACUUCACACCAAUGUCAAGGCUUUCAAGGAGAUGGCAAUGGAAACAACAAACGAGAGCAAUGCCGAGGAAAGGACCUUCAUGGCUGUGCAGCUCAGAUGCAGCAGGUCAUUACUUCCUGCUCAGCCCAAGGAACUCAUGUGACAGUAGAGGUACAUGCUAGAAAUUCCACCCCACAAUUAUUCAAGAAACUCUCCUUUGGGAAAGGUUUUCAAGAGAAUGGAAAACGCAGACCCCGUCCACCUGGCUUGAAAGACCAACACGUUUACCCAUGGGACAAGUCUUGCUUGAAAUCCAUGCCUUUUGACCUGAAGCAAUUUGAGAAACUGGAUGCAUAUGCAAAAAAGGUAACUGCUAAGAGUAGUGUGGAGGAGCUGGUGAAAACCUUGGUCCGUGUAGCACGUACUGACCUGGAAAAAGUAAGGGCCAUUUGGACAUGGAUAUGCCAUCAUAUAGAAUAUGAUAUUGUGGGUUUCUUUAACAAAGACCAGCAGUCAUUCAAACCCAAGGAUGUCCUUCAGAAUGGAAAGAGCAUUUGUGAAGGAUAUGCCGGGCUCUUCGAACAAAUGUGCAGUAUUGCAGGAGUGCAGUGCAUGAAUUUAUCUGGUUAUUCCAAAGGCCAUGGCUACAAGACUGGGCAGACCUUUACAGGAGAGUACGACCAUGCCUGGAAUGCCGUUUACCUUGAUGGACGGUGGCACUUGGUGGACAGCACAUGGGGGAGUGGCUCCAUUGACGACUGCUUCAGCAAGUUUACCUUCAGAUACAAUGAAUUUUACUUCCUCACCCACCCUGCCCUAUUUAUUAAUAAUCAUUUCCCAGACAACAGCAACUGGCAGCUACUCAAACCAACGGUGACAUUAAAACAGUUUGAGAGCAACAUGUUAUACAAGAGUGACUUUUACAAGAUGGGACUGCUGGCAGCCCAUCCAGAAACACCAAUUAUUCGAACAGUAAAUGGGAAAGUAGCAGUGGAGGUGGAGAGCCGUUCCCCAAUGCUGUUCAUGUGUGAGUUGAAAGGGGCGAAGGAGUAUAGCUUCAUGACUCUGAAGAGGAGUGGGAUGAAUCUGGAGCUCUACCCACAGAAGACAGGGAGUCAUCAGUUACAGAUCUAUGCCAAACCAUCCACAGGAUCAGAUGAAGUCUACAACUGUGUGCUAGAAUACACCAUAGAAUGCAGUGCUGUAGAUGGGAAUGCGUGCUUUCCAAAAGAACUCCAUCAACCUGUUGGACCCAGCUGGUUUACAGAGAGGCAAGGGUUCCUCAAGCCCUCACAUAAAGGCCCAAUUAUUCAUACCAAUGAUGGACGCUGUGACUUCAGCUUCAUCCUCAGUAAAGACUUGAGUGUUUUAGCCUCUCUGCAUUCAGACAACAUAAGCUCCAGUGAGGACACAAGGAGACGGCAUAUCUUGCAAGUUUGUCAAGGAAAUCAAGUAGCCUUUAAGAUCCAUCUUCCCCACGCAGGGAAUUUUGCUUUCAAAAUUUUUGCUAAGAAGAAAUCUGAUCCGGGCAAUUAUAACUAUGUCUUCAACUACCUCAUUUGUUGCCCAAACACCGAGGUAAAGUGGCCAGUCUUUCCCCAAAAUUAUAGCAAGUGGGCAGAAGGCUACGAGCUACUGGAGCCUCUAGCUGGAUUGCUACCAGCCAAGCGCAACGUCAAGUUUAAACUCAAGCUUCAUAGCAUUGCCAAGGCGUUUGUUCAAUGUGAAAAAACCUACCCCUUAUCUCUGAGUAAGGAUGGUUACUGGGAGGGAUCUUGUAGCACUUCUGGCUGUUCAGAAGUGUUUGUGAUGGUGCUGGAGAAUGCUAACCACAAGUUCUACUCACACAUUUUGAAGUAUGAAGUAGAACCAUAGUAAGAGGCCAUUUUUACUCUUCUCAUAUGCCCACAUGAGCAACAGUCUUUGAUAUAACUACAGUCCAUACCACACUGAGCAAUUCCUUUCACCAUAAAGUUUAGUGACAAUGCUCAGUCCUCCAAAGCAGCAAAAUAGUAUAACUUGAUCAAAACUCACUUUAUGGCCUUUCGUUGGUAUUAUAUAUUGAGUGAAGUUUGUAGCAAAUGUAGCUUCCUUACCCAUGUAAAGUCAGACAAGACUUUCCAUAUAAAUAAUGUCAAGAUA